GUAGUAGCGACGAAUUUGGCAGAAAAUUCGAGAAAUACUUUUUCGUCUCUACUGUUGUACUUGGCAUGCUUCUCAUUAUAGCAGUUAGCAUCAUUAUUGUUUUUUCUAUCAGACAGCGAGAAUACAAGAUUGCUUCAACUUCCGAGAACACUGAAAAAACAAAUGUGCAUAACGCAAGUUUUCCAGGAGCUCAGAUUAAAAAUGAUCGAAACAUUUAUGAGAGCAAUAUCGUUAAUAAACGAAUACAACCAGCUAUACAAGCCGCGACCUCUGGAUACGAAAUACCUAUUUCAGACGAUCAUUUUGACGCGGCUAUACAUCCCGAUCCAAUACGUCAAAUGGGAUACUUGAUGAGCAAUUCAUUGCAACAACCUGAUGGAUCAUCUGAAUACGAACCGACAAAUUUACACCAUUAUUAUGACAUUGAAUAUUAAAUUAACUGUAUAACGAUUUAUUUGUUUUGCAUCAUUGUAUCUUUCCAAAGUCAGUGAUCACUUGGCGCAGUCGCGAGCAUAGUUUACUUUUGAUUCUCUUUUUGGGUGUCGCUGUUCGAUAACUAGUUUUGGUUCCCGUGGCUUUCCUCCUUAAGUGAUGUAAAUAAUAUUUUAUUUUAUUUUUCAAUUUUUAUUAUGAUUUUUGUCUUUUACUGGUUGGAAAAAAAUAAACUUGACUUGACCUCUAGUAUGGACGAUUCGAAAAGAAAAUGCAUUACAAAUCACACAUCAGAGACAUCUUAUAUACAUUCCCAUGUUAAACACAUACUCAACUGUAGGACAUUUUACUUUUUUCAUUCAAUAUCCUUUCCUUUUCCACUUUUUAGUUUAAUUUUGAUGUGGAGGCAUAUACAGAUUUUUAUUGAUAAAAUUUACGUUUACUUGUAAAUUCUAGUAAGCUUUGUGAAUAAAUCACAUCGUAAUAUACCUUGUGAAAUGCCAAUUAUAAAAGUGAAAGAUAAUUUGUAA
Styela clava is the source of this 962-nucleotide messenger RNA. NCBI's taxonomy places the organism in Eukaryota, Metazoa, Chordata, Ascidiacea, Stolidobranchia, Styelidae. The record is from RefSeq and is a predicted model, not a curated record.